GUAUGCCACUGCAAGUGCACGCUCUGAUGGCAUGCUUUUGCUAUGUGGGGGGAGAGAUUCUUCUGGAAUGCCUCUAUCUGAUGCUUAUGGACUGCUUAUGCAUACAAAUGGUAAAUGGGAGUGGACCCUUGCUCCUGGUGUGUCACCAUCUCCAAGAUAUCAGCAUGCAGCAGUUUUUGUAGGGGCUCGAUUGCAUGUUACUGGUGGGGCUCUCAAGGGAGGACGAAAUGUUGAAGGUGAAGCUUCCAUUGCUGUUCUGGACACUGCUGCUGGGGUGUGGUUGGACAGAAAUGGAGUUGUCACAUCUACUCGGACUCAUAAGUCACCGACUGAUAAUGAUGGUUCCUUAGAACUUCUACGCAGGUGUCGGCAUGCAUUGGCCUCUGUUGGGACUCAAGUAUAUGUUUUUGGUGGUCUAAAGGGAGAUGUUCUACUUGAUGAUUUUCUGGUUGCUGAAAAUUCUACUUUUCAAUCUGAAGUCAGUUCCUCAAUGUCCAAUUCUGGUAGUGUCCCUUCUGUAAAUUACAAACCUAAUCAAAAUGUCAAUUUGGAUUCCCAGUUUGCUGAACAACCAUUGAAUAAGAAGCAAGAUUCAGCUUCCUCUGCCAGUGUGGAUCAGAAAUCAAUUGAAAUGCUCACUCAGGCUUCUGCUGCUGAAGCUGAAGCUGUGAGCGCUGUCUGGCGGGCUGCAAGGGAAAAUAUCUCAGAUGAUGGAGAUUCAGAGUUUCCUAUCAUUGAUGAAACGUCAGGUGAAGAUGAUCUCUCAGAUGUUCCCGACUCCCUUGAGCCAGGUGUACGGCUUCAUCCUCGAGCGGUGGUGGUUGCUAAAGAGACUGUCGGCAACCUAGGAGGGCUUGUAAGGCAGCUUUCACUGGAUCAGUUUGAGAAUGAGAGUAGAAGAAUGUACCCAACAAAUGUUGAACAAACUUAUCCAACAAAAAAGUUCUUGAACAGGCAGAAAUCUCCUGAAGGCUUGCAUAAGAAGGUUAUAUCACAUUUGCUCAGACCAAGAAAUUGGAAGCCUCCUGCUAAUAGAAGAUUUUUCCUUGAUUCCUAUGAAGUUGGUGAACUUUGUCAUGCCGCGGAACAGAUUUUUAGGCAGGAACCAACAGUUUUGCAACUAAAAGCUCCAGUUAAAGUAUUUGGUGAUCUUCAUGGUCAAUUUGGUGAUCUUAUGAGAUUAUUUGAUGAGUAUGGCUCUCCCUCAACCGCCGGAGACAUAACGUACAUAGACUAUCUAUUUUUGGGGGAUUAUGUGGACAGGGGUCAGCAUAGCUUGGAGACAAUAACUCUACUACUUGCUCUGAAAAUAGAGAAUCCAGAGAACAUUCACCUGAUCCGAGGAAACCACGAAGCAGCUGACAUCAAUGCCCUUUUUGGUUUUCGUCUUGAAUGCAUUGAGAGAAUGGGGGAAAGUGACGGGAUAUGGGCAUGGACACGCUUUAAUCAACUUUUCAACUACCUUCCACUUGCAGCUCUCAUAGAGAAGAAGAUUAUCUGUAUGCAUGGUGGUAUUGGGAGGUCCAUAAAUUCUGUUGACCAAAUAGAGAAGCUUGAAAGGCCUAUUAACAUGGAUGUUGGAUCUAUUGUCUUAAUGGAUCUUCUUUGGUCUGAUCCCACAGAGAACGAUAGCAUAGAGGGUUUGAGACCAAAUGCAAGAGGACCUGGGCUUGUCACAUUUGGGCCUGACCGUGUCACUGAGUUUUGCAAAAGAAACAAGUUACAACUCAUAAUAAGAGCUCAUGAAUGUGUCAUGGAUGGCUUUGAAAGGUUUGCCCAAGGGCAACUAAUCACCUUAUUUUCAGCAACUAAUUAUUGCGGGACUGCUAACAAUGCUGGGGCGAUACUUGUAGUUGGUAGAGGGUUGGUUAUUGUUCCAAAGCUGAUUCAUCCACUUCCGCCACCGCUUCAAUCGCCAGAGUCUUCUCCUGAGCAUGUCCUAGAGGACACGUGGAUGCAGGAACUUAACAUUCAGAGGCCACCGACUCCAACUCGAGGCCGACCCCAAUCAGCUAAUGACCGGAGUUCUCUGGCUUACAUUUAACUGCAGUUUGGUUGAAAUUUCUUCCGUAUCUAUUAACGUAUAUUGUGCAUUGUUACAGCGUACCAUCUGUACAUGAUCUGUAAGCCAUGAAGGUGAUCCCGUGUUUAUUUGUAUGACUUUGUUCCAAAUUCCACGAACAGGCUUUGGUGGAAUUUACAUCCCUUAAAUUAUAAAGCUUUGUGCAGGCGAUGGAGAUAUAAAAAUUGUCUCCAUGCCCUCCUGAUC
Messenger RNA from Zingiber officinale, 2269 nucleotides. Its product is annotated as serine/threonine-protein phosphatase BSL1 homolog. Gene Ontology annotation, molecular function: hydrolase activity; protein binding. NCBI's taxonomy places the organism in Eukaryota, Viridiplantae, Streptophyta, Magnoliopsida, Zingiberales, Zingiberaceae. The record is from RefSeq and is a predicted model, not a curated record. The coding region runs from base 32 to 2044 and encodes 670 amino acids. The transcript has 15 exons.